Messenger RNA from Penicillium malachiteum, 672 nucleotides. RefSeq lists its product as uncharacterized. The transcript has a single exon. NCBI's taxonomy places the organism in Eukaryota, Fungi, Ascomycota, Eurotiomycetes, Eurotiales, Aspergillaceae. The record is from RefSeq and is a predicted model, not a curated record. Bases 1 to 672 code for a protein of 223 amino acids.
AUGGAACCCGCACAGUCUCCACCUACACCUUCUCGGCCACUGCCCAAGGGUCUACCCUCUCCGGCCGGGGCCAUACAAGCUACUCCAUCAGCUGAUCCGCCACUGGUGCGGCGUCGCAAUUGCGAAUUAGACACUCACGUUCGCGUACAGCUAUCAACAUUGAAGGAUAUUGCCGGGUGGUCUUAUACGCAAAUUCACGAAAGAUUCCCUCAAAUUCCAAUCUCAACUAUCAAAACCUCAUGCAAGCGAGCGCGGGAACGGAAUAGCUUCGAGACUGGAAAGCGUUCUGGACGACCAAAAAUCCUUACAGACAGUGAUGUCGAGAAGAUUCUAUCAAUGUACAAAAAUGAUCCGAGUAUCCCGUACAAGGAUCUUCUCGAUGCGGUUGAUAACAAGUGCAGUAAAGCUGCAAUCUCUCGCCUCAUUACUUCCCAGAAAAAUCUCCCCAAACGACCUAUCGUGAAGAAGCAACCUGUGCCGAAGACAGCUCCACCUGGAAGAAUAUUGGUUCGGGAUCUGGAUGCUAAUGGUGUCCUUCGGCAACGGCCUGUACCAAACACCGAGAUCUGGGCUAGGCACUCUAUAUCAGACCACGCGUCUCUUUCUAACGACCCUGCCGAUCCCCCACCGCCACUUCCUCUCAAUGCCAAGCCAUGUGGAGUCGAUAAGUGA